This is a messenger RNA of Octopus sinensis (East Asian common octopus), 1015 nucleotides long. RefSeq lists its product as uncharacterized. NCBI's taxonomy places the organism in Eukaryota, Metazoa, Mollusca, Cephalopoda, Octopoda, Octopodidae. Bases 40 to 534 code for a protein of 164 amino acids. The record is from RefSeq and is a predicted model, not a curated record. The transcript is spliced from 4 exons.
AUUGUCAUAUUACUGAACUUCACUCUUCUUUAUCUCACCAUGGAGAAGUUUCUUCUUCAUAUUGUCACCUUGGUGAUAUUUCUUCCUCCCUGUAUUCUCACCUUGGUAAAGUUUAAUCUCCACUACACUGAUAUCUUGGUGGAAGUCUACUGUUAUCAACACGGUGGAGGUGACCUUCUCCAUUAUAACCUUGAUGGGGCUUACUCUUCGUAUUGCCAUUUUGGAGGAGUUCACCUUUCAUAUUGUCUCCUUGAUGAAACAAUCUCUGUCACACUGCCAUCUUGGUGGAGGUCUGCUUCUGUUAUCAACAUGGUGGAGGUGACCUUCUCCAUUAUCACCUUGAUGGAGCUUACUCUUCGUAUUGCCAUCUUGGUGGAGGUCUGCUUCUGUUAUCAACACGGUGGAGGUGACCUCCAUUAUCACCUUGAUGGAGCUUACUCUUCGUAUUGCCAUCUUGGAGGAGUUCACCUUUCAUAUUGUCUCCUUGAUGAAAGAAUCUCUGUCACACUGCCAUCUUGGUGGAAGUCUCCUUGAUGAAAGAAUCUCUGUCACACUGCCAUCUUGGUGGAGGUCUGCUUCUGUUAUCAACUCUUGAUAGAGAAUUACCCUCUGGGGAAAUUUGCAUAUUGUCCACUCCACAGGGUGGUUGGUGUUAGGAUGGGCAUCCAGCUGUAAAAACCCUGCCAAGAGAGACACAGUAGCCUGGGGUAGUCGUCUACCUGGCUGGAUCCUGUCAACCAUCCUACUCAUGCAUGCAUGAAGUUGGACAUUAAAUGAUGAUGAAGAUUGUCUUCUAAGAGAAACUUAACCGUUUAACAUUUUAUCCAGCCAUACCGGAACCAAAUAUUCUAUUUGGUUUUUGUUCAAACCAUUUAGAUCUAAUCUCUUACAGCAACCUUACAAUGUCAUUCUAAAAAUAAACAUUUCAUUAUCAUCAUCAUUGUCGUUUAACAUCCGCUUUCCAUGCUGGCAUGGGUUGGACGGUUUGACUGAGGCCUGGCAAGCCUGAAGUCUG